AUGACAUCUCCCACUCCAUCACCUACCAAACACGAAUGGCUAGUCAUUCUUCCCGACCACGAAGGCGUGCUCCAAAAACGUCUCGAAGCCCGUCCCCAGCAUCUCGCCGGCGUUAAGCCGCUAGCCGAAGCUGGUGCCAUUCUUUUCGGAGGCGCAUUCUUCGAUGAUUUACCUCCAGAGGGAGAGACGCCUCAAGUAAAAGGAACAGUGCUUCUAGCCUAUGCGGAGAGUAAGGAAAAGGUCUUGGAACAACUGCGUCAGGAUGAAUACACAAAGAGUGGUGUGUGGGACUGGGAUAAAGUGCAGAUUUAUGGGUUUAAAACUGCUUUGAGAAAAGGAUUGGAUGGUGGGAUAUAG
Messenger RNA from Botrytis sinoallii, 357 nucleotides. RefSeq lists its product as uncharacterized. The transcript has a single exon. The record is from RefSeq and is a predicted model, not a curated record. The coding region runs from base 1 to 357 and encodes 118 amino acids. Lineage: Eukaryota; Fungi; Ascomycota; Leotiomycetes; Helotiales; Sclerotiniaceae.